This is a messenger RNA of Zingiber officinale, 666 nucleotides long. Its product is annotated as nuclear transcription factor Y subunit B-4-like. Gene Ontology annotation, molecular function: DNA-binding transcription activator activity, RNA polymerase II-specific; RNA polymerase II cis-regulatory region sequence-specific DNA binding; protein heterodimerization activity. Gene Ontology annotation, cellular component: CCAAT-binding factor complex. The record is from RefSeq and is a predicted model, not a curated record. The coding region runs from base 36 to 620 and encodes 194 amino acids. Gene Ontology annotation, biological process: regulation of transcription by RNA polymerase II. NCBI's taxonomy places the organism in Eukaryota, Viridiplantae, Streptophyta, Magnoliopsida, Zingiberales, Zingiberaceae. The transcript has a single exon.
UACAUUCUGCUUUAUACUCAAAUAGUUGUAAAAAAAUGCCAGAGCAUUUGUUGAUAUAUGCCAUGUUGAUGUGUUCCCUUCUAAGGGCAUGGGAAGUAGGAGGUACAUGUGUAAACCUAUUCAUGAAUUUUAGCUUCUCCCUUGAGAUGGAAGGCAUGCCUGAAGGCCAUGACUGCAAUGCCCCAAAUGCCACAAGUAGCUUUUCAGGAGAUGCAUGCAUUAGUGAGCUGCAAGAACAUCUACUGCCGAUCGCUAAUGUGGGGCGAAUCAUGAAGAAAGUACUUCCGCCUAAUGCCAAGAUAUCCAAGGAAGCAAAAGAAACCAUGCAAGAAUGUGCUUCCGAGUUCAUUGGCUUCAUCACUGGAGAGGCUGCGGACAUAUGCCACAAGGAUGAUCGCAAGAGCGUCAAUGGAGAUGACAUUUGUAGUGCUAUGAAGACACUUGGGCUAGACUAUUAUGGGAAUGCCAUGAAGAGAUACUUGAUCAGGUACAAGGAACAUGAGGAGAGGGCAUCUACUUCCAAACUAAAUAGAAACACUGUAAUCGAUAUUGUUGAUGAAUUAUCUAUCUCAAAGGCUGGUUCCUCUGGAAGGUGUCCAAUGAAUCAUCCAAGAGGUUGAUAGUCCAAUAGGUUGCAAUGAAUGGUAAUGGAAAUGAUUUCCUGCU